Messenger RNA from Spirodela intermedia, 381 nucleotides. The record is from the annotation of a GenBank genome assembly. Lineage: Eukaryota; Viridiplantae; Streptophyta; Magnoliopsida; Alismatales; Araceae.
AUGUCGUAUCUGCCUCUCCAGCAGCAGCAGCCGCCGCCGCCGCCGCCUCCGCCACCGGUGGCGGCAACGCACCAGGCCUACGUACCCCACGGCGGCGGCGGCGGCGGAGGAGGAUCCAUCGGGCCCGUCAUCGCGGCGUUAGCGCUGGUCGCCGUGCUGGGCGUCAUCGCGGGGAUUGUGGGGAGGCUGUGCGCCGGCAGGAGCAUCUUCGGCCGCGGCCACUACGACUUGGAGGGUUGGAUGAAUGCCAACUGCUCCUCCUGCAUCGACGGCACCAUCGACUCCUCUCCACAGCCGAAGCCGGCCCCCUUACCCGACGGCGCCGCCUCACAAUCGCCGCCACAGAACGGGAGCCGCUCCGCCGAGGCCACCCAGCCGUGA